Molecule: messenger RNA, 1774 nt
Organism: Equus quagga
Lineage: Eukaryota; Metazoa; Chordata; Mammalia; Perissodactyla; Equidae
Gene: FFAR1
Product: free fatty acid receptor 1
Exons: 1
Coding region: 55-957 (300 amino acids)
Biological process (GO): positive regulation of cytosolic calcium ion concentration; G protein-coupled receptor signaling pathway; positive regulation of insulin secretion
Cellular component (GO): plasma membrane
Molecular function (GO): bioactive lipid receptor activity
Source: RefSeq, a predicted model, not a curated record
GUCCGGGAGCGCCCCCUCCGGGGAUCCCGAGACCUGCGGACGCAGCGGGGCCCCAUGGACCCGCCCCCGCAGCUGUCCUUCGCCCUCUACGUGGGAGCCUUUGUGCUCGGCUUCCCGCUCAACGCCCUGGCCGUCGGGGCCGCCGCCGCGCACGCCCGCCUCCGCCUCACCCCCAGCCUGGUCUACGCGCUCCACCUGGGCUGCUCGGACCUCCUGCUGGCCGCCUCUCUGCCCCUGAAGGCGGCCGAGGCCCUGGCGGGGGGCGCCUGGCCGCUGCCCGCCGCGCUCUGUCCCGCCGUCGCGCUGGCCCACUUCGCGCCCCUCUACGCGGGCGGGGGCUUCCUGGCCGCCCUGAGCGCCGGCCGCUACCUGGGAGCCGCCUUCCCCCUGGGCUACCAGGCCGUGCGCAGGCCGCGCUACUCCUGGGGCGUGUGUGUGGCCAUAUGGGCCCUCGUCCUCUGUCACCUGGGGCUGGUCCUUGGGCUGGAGGCUCCCGGAGGCAGGACGGACAAUACCACCAGCCCGCUGGGCAUCAACACGCCGGUCAACGGCUCCCCCAUCUGCCUGGAGGCCUGGGAUCCAGCCUCAGCGGGCCCUGCGCGCCUCAGCCUCUCCCUCCUGCUCUUCUUUGUGCCCCUGACCAUCACAGCCUUCUGCUACAUCGGCUGCCUCCGCGCCCUGGCCCGCUCAGGCCUGAGCCACCGGCGGAAGCUGAGGGCGGCCUGGGUGGCCGGCGGGGCCCUGCUCACGCUGCUGCUCUGCCUAGGACCCUACAACGCCUCCAACGUGGCUGGCUUCCUGCACCCGGACAUGGGAGGCCGCUGGCGGAAGCUGGGGCUCAUCACAGGUGCUUGGAGCGUGGUGCUCAACCCGCUGGUGACCGGCUACUUGGGAGGGCGUCCUGGCAGGGGGACAUCACGUGUGGCGAGAACAAAAGGCGCCGUGUCCCAGAAGUAGCAGCCACUGCUGGGGGAGGGGCAUGAAGCGGGAGAUCCCGGUGCUUCCCCACGCCCCUUGCAGGGGACUACCGGCAGCCCUGCCUGGGGGCGGCCCUGGAGCCCCGUGUGGGAAGGACCGAGGCUGGCAGAAGACUGCCUUCCGGUUGGAAGAAUGGAGGCAGGAGGAAGGUGAGCCUGCCUCUCACACAUCAGUCUGACUGCCCUCCUCUGUCUGUCUCUCCUCUCCGUCCGCCCAUCCUUCCUCGCCUGUCGGCCAGCGUCCUGCGGGUGAGGCCUCUUCCACUGGGGAAGAAGUGGGACAGUUCCGUUCCAGCCCUGAUGAUGCACUUUGGGAGAUGCUCCUCCAAAAUCAUGUCCUGGGGAAGAACAUUUUAAUUUCUGUGUGAGAGAGGAAGCAGGAGGCAAGAUAACGAGGCUGUUAUACCGCUUGGCACUCACAAGGGGGCGGCAUUAGAAGGAGGGAAAAUAGCAACACAGAAAGCCGCAAAUACCAAGUCUCUAAUACGUGACAGUCACCACGCCAAGUGCAUUAUGAAUGUUGCUUCCCUUCACCCUCAUGCAAUCCUUUGAUUUAGCUGUAUGGCUGCUGUACAGAUAGGCAGGUUGUUCACUGUACAAGGGUGCCAGGCAGAGGGGCAAACGUUGACUAAAUUGUAGCUCGUGCUUUGCUGACCAUGCCAUGUGCCUGGCACAGGGCUGUUUCCAUCCAGGGGGAGAAGCAUCUUAUUCCAAUUUAAAUAAAGACAUCACUCAAUCCUUGAGCAGUGCACCUUGGCACAGGGUGGUACCCAUCUGGAGGAGGGUGCCUUUUCCUG